Fusarium sp. VM40 is the source of this 852-nucleotide messenger RNA. Lineage: Eukaryota; Fungi; Ascomycota; Sordariomycetes; Hypocreales; Nectriaceae. The record is from the annotation of a GenBank genome assembly.
AUGUUUUCCUCUGUCUUUAAAACCGUACGCGCUAGCCCCGGUCAGGCCAUUAGGCGACACAAAUUAUCAGCGCGCCAGAUUUAUAACUUCAGGACACUCGACCGUCCUAACACAAGGCUACUAAUAGGCUACAAUCAGCGGCAGGAAUUCGCUACUAUUGCGCCUACAAUUACCGAGAUAGGAGGAGGCCCAUUGAAGGACAAGACCCGUGUUGGCAUAAUUGGCGCUCGAGGCUAUAUUGGUCAGACACUGAUCGAUCUCCUUGACUCUCAUCCUAGAUCUAGGCUGACACAUAUCUCCUCGCGCGAGCUUGCUGGUAAGCCGGUACCGAACUAUCGAAAGUCGAGCGCCGUAUACGAGGAGCUUUCCCCAGCGGAUGUCGGCAUGUUGGAGGCUCAAAAAGCCGUGGACUGCUGGGUACUCGCCCUGCCUAAUGGCCUAAGUGGACCCUACCUAGCUGCUAUAGAUAUAGUGGCCUCGCGGACAGACAGAAGCACAGUCGUGGUCGACCUUUCAGCCGACCAUCGGUUCGAUAGCUCGUGGACAUACGGGCUCGCUGAACUGGUCAGUCGUACCGACAUUGCGCGUGCUACACGCAUAGCAAAUCCAGGUUGCUUCGCAACGGCAGCUCAGCUUGCUUUAACUCCCAUUUCAAAGUUUGUAGGCGAACAGCCUACGAUAUUCGGCGUUUCCGGCUACUCCGGUGCUGGCACAAAGCCUUCACCUAAGAAUGACCUCGGCUUUCUUAGGGACAACGUCGUACCGUACGGCGUUACUGAUCAUAUACACGAGCGAGAAAUCAGUGCAAGACUAGGUUAUCCCAUCAGCUUCAUUCCACACGUCAGUUCUUAG